AUGACGGGUCAUCCUAACUUCUGCAAGGACUGGCACAGGAUUGUUUCAUACCAAAUCCAGUCCUACGUUUUAAAAACUCCGUACGGUGCGGUGUGGGGCCUUCGGAGGCGCUAUUAUGGGUCUAUCGACAAGAAUAACAAAGCUUUAGUGAAGAACAUCACGAUCUUCGAUAUGGAUGGCAUUGGCUGGCAAUGGUUCGAUAAGAGUACCGGUGAAGCUGGUUACACCACCGUGAUUGCGCCAGACAGCAAGUGCUGCUGGGACACCUUCAGCGACCAGUUCGCAGCGCGCAACUACACCAUCACGGGCCCCUCGGGAACAACAGGACCAUGGGAUUACUACGGGCUGAGAUACGAGCGGGACGAGCUGUGCGAGAAGUCACCGCCGUACAUGCCCAGGGCGAUGGGCCCCAGGCCGCCAAUGCCGCCGGCGGCUCCGAAACCACCAGAAGCCCCAGAUGCUCCUCCCUUUAACCCAAUUCCACCGGGGAAUUACACGACCCCAACACGACCCCCUUACUUUCCACCCCUGCCAAAACAUUCGCCGUUGAGACCUUGGGCUCCUCCACAACCGGGGAAACCACCAAGCUUUCCCGGAAAAUGGGCUGGCGCAUGGGCCCCUCAUCACCAUCACUAUCUCCUGAAACUGCAUCGUUUCCAAACCGUUUUCACCUUUCUCGCUCUGCAACCAGCAUCACCCGCAUCUACAGAAGCCAAAUGCGACCUUUCUGCCAAGCAAGCCAGCUUUACCGUGCCUAGAAUCUCUAGGGGGACCUUUUACAUCGCCAUUUCAGUUAUCGGCCAGUCCAAUUUACUGUACUGUAAGACCUGCGGCUGCAGUGUCAUGUAUGCGGUUCUUGCACGCGGAGUGUCAUCGCUCUACUUGUCGUCCUCUUCUGCGGCCCAAGUAAAGCAGGCAAAUGUAAGUGAUGGUGAUGGCAGCAGUAUCGGUGUUACAACCAGCAGCAGUAACACAGCAACCAGCAGGAAAUUUCCAAUUGGGAAGCUUAUGACGGGCAUCAGCACUGAUAGCGUCACUGAUAGUGGGCCCAUCAUCGGAAAGGAAGCAAUUAUUCCGCAUGAGCAGCAUGAGCAGCAUGAGCAGCAACUGAUCCCAGCAGGCAACCCCGAUCACGGGGUUCGCCGUCGAGCAGCGGCAACAGCAUCCGAUCUUCCUUCCCUGGAGGACCUUAUAAUGCAAGAUGGAAAUUCAACAACAAACACAACACGGACGGACGGGACUGUGUUGCAGGAGAUGGCGACGAACGGCACUGGAAAAGGUGUGGACAGCCUUGCUGCGGCGUGGCGAAUGCAGCCUGGAUCCAGCGGCGACUACCUCCUCCGAAUACAAGUCGCUGGAUCUGUUUGGUGGCGAUGGGUCGUGGUGGACAUUGAUCCUCCAUAUGCUACUGCGCAGCUUUCCGUUUCCAAGACCACGGUGACACUUGAAAACCCGUUGAUGACCGGCGAAGUAACACCACUGCGGUACAUGCUCGUACAAUUUACUACGUCCGAGCCUGUACAGCAGUUUGACCUGGGUUCGACUUUGCAGUUAUCUGAAAGUAUGACCCUUCUUAGCGCACAAUGCUUCAAGUCAUCAAAGGCAGCGUCAGAAAUAGCGAAGGCGGCGACAACCAUAACAGUGGCCACCGUUGCAGCGCCGCUGCCCCCUGAAGCAGCCCCUGCUGCCGGCCUACCGCCACCUACGCUGGCAGCGGCAGCCCUGCCUAAUAAAAUCCAUGUCGGACUUCUGGACACGUUUGGCUUGCCGUAUGUACAGUCCUGCUUGGCAGUGGUCUAUGCUUCCGAGGGCAGUAAGCUGACGAUCACCCUGCCAGAUGGUACCAUUAAAGACUUGGCAGGCAACCCGAGCUCCAGGUUGCUUCUCCUGGAGACCGAACUUACAGAAGCAACACUGGGCUCAAGCACAAGCGCAAUUCGUGGGCCCGCGGGUAGCCUAGUCAGCAACAUCAUUACAAGUGCUACCGUUGCCGCUGCCUCGGCUUCCUCCUUCUCGGUCCUGUCAUCGCGCUUAUCAAUGCUACAGAGUGCAUACCAUAUCCAGAUUCUGGCAAUGACUGCUAGCCUGGCAUCACCAGGAGUGAGCUUACGUUACCGCCAAGUCGCCGGCGGCCUGCGAUGGUCUGUUGCAGGCAUCAAGGGCAACAUCCCAAUCCUUGACAGCGCCUUCGGCAACAACCCCAGGGAUGUCGACACCACGGAGCAAGCUAAUGCAGCACUGGGUGUUAACCUGCAGUCCAUUUCUGCUGGCUACAAUGAUACCGAAGUCCGUGCAGAUGCUCCCUCAGCAUGGCCAGCAUCACCAGAAGUACGACAACCGGUGGCCGCGUUUGAAGCGUCCAUACUCCGAAGUGCACUAGUGCGACGUUCCUUGGUAUCGGCAUUGCCUGUACAGGCGCCUUCGCCACCUUUGGAAACGCCCCAGAUGCCCCUGAACGAAAUGGCAGAAGUGCAAUCUAUCUCACCAAUGUUAACAUCAGCCGAUCGUACCGCAUCCCCCACCCCAUCCGAUGAUGAGGCGUACGGUAUAGCCGCGCUGCUUUCAUGGCUACAAAGCAUGUCGGAGUUUGAUCCUGAAAACGGCAGCAAUGUGACUAGCUUGUACAUUAUUGGAGGGGCAGCUAUCAAAAAUGGCAGCGUGGCGGCUGUGGACCCCAGAGGGCGAGGAGUAUUUGUAAAUGGCAGCUUUGGUCUUGGUAAUUCGACGGCAGGAGAAUCAUCAAGCGUUGGCGUACCUGCUAAUCCAAGCUCCGCUAAGCCUAUUAUCCAGAUCGGCACACAGGAUAUAGUGUACACGCUUUGCACCGCAGCGAUUCUCAUGGGUGGCUUGCUGAUAGGCCACCUUGCGGCGAUCCUGCUGUAUCGGGCAUGCAUCGGGCAGAAAUUACCCACUCCACUCCAUUUUCCACGUCUCGAGCUAACUCUGGCUGGCCCGCUGCUGGUGGCCAUCACAUUUUAUGCAAGCCUCACACUCGGUUUAACAGCUAAAAACUGGAACAAGAGCCGCAUUAUUGCGUUACUUGUUCUUCUAUUAAUUGUAUUCCUGUACAUUUUCCCUAUGUGGUGGCUUACAGUAUGCCGCUGGUAUCUCAGGGAGCGAUCUGACAGACCGACAGACGCUCCAGCUGCAAACAUUACUGGACCGCACUGGAACCCGGUGCCGGCUGCUGCUGAUGGUCCUGCUGCUGAUAAGCCGAGCCAAGACUCUCUGGGAAUGGGAAAAGAGUUCAACGGCCCAAGGUACAACACAUCUGAUGAUCAAGAGGUGCAGCAAAACGAUGGCGAUGGCUCUGCACGGAACAGCGGUCGCUUGUAUAGCCCGUUGGAGCCUCAUGCUGGGCAUAUGGGAGGCAAGGUGGAGGUUUCAUCUCCACGUCGUCGGCCAUUCAGCAGCAUCAUGCAGCCAUUGGCAGGGGCAUCAGCAGUGGCUAGCAGUACCUCGGCGCAGGAGGAUGGCUUAGAUGGUGGCAGAAGCUGUCACGAACCGAGCAAACGAAAUGAGCUUUCAGAGGAGGUUGACGCGAAUCAAAAGAUCUUACCCAGACACAGACUGUCAUCUAUUAAACUUCCCCUCAUUAAUUUGCCAAAAAAGGAUACUAGGGACAGCAGCCUUGGUGCCUCCCCAAUAAGCCAUCAUCAAGAGGAACAAACCGAAGACGAGCAGAAGGUCCCGUACGUCAGCACGGCGACCUUUGUCCAUGAACAACAACUUGCCGAUAAUAAGGUUAAUAUGCCACGAGCCUCAGGUGGAAGCACCGAGGCGGUGAAGGUGGAGGCGGAAGGGCCUGCUGGACAAGAGACGCAGCAGGAUACCACCGGGAGGUCCGACCAUGCAUUGAUGACUUCGCCUGCCGUUGGCAAGUCCAAAAAUGAGGGUAUGGAUGCUAGUGACAACAUGUCUGGCAGUGCUGGAUUUGGUCCUCCUGAUCAUCAGGUCAAGGAGGUUGGUAUGAUCUACGAAAGCUCCAUCAUAAAGCAUAAACUGCCGCCCAUCAGCUUGGCAACAAGUCACAUAAGAGAGAGCACGCUUGCCUCCUUUAAUGGCAGGAGCAAGCGUGAGGGAUCCAUGCAACCAGAGCAUGGAGCAGCAUAUGACAGCUCGGCGGCUACUUGUGGGCGGCCACGAUUUCCUAACAUGCCUGACAUAGCGCAAAUGGCAGAAGCUCCGUUACGAGAACGCAUUCAACCAUCGGCCCUGCAGUACAAGGGAAAAGUCCAUGCCGCAGUAACUCAGUCCUCUUCCAAGUCCUCUGGGUUAUUGGGUGAGGCCCCAUCCUUGCAGCCAAAUGGCUCCACUGUUGCGGAUAUGGAUGCGUACAAGGGUCCAGCAGCUGCAUUGAGUCCGGGAUUGGUCCCCAGUGAGUCUGUGCUGGAUAAGCCUGAUGUAGCCGACAACAAGUGCCCAAAACGAGUUGCGAAAUGCAGUUUACUUCCUCGUGAUGACAAGGACCGCUUGGAUGCUGUCACAGAAGAUCUUGACUCCGAAACCAUCUCAUCACACCAAGGCCGUGGACUCUGUCAGCAAAGCCAGCUAUUGCAUACAGGCAGAGCCACAGAGCCCAGAGCCGACAACUCUGCUGGUCACACGAUCAAGUCUACGGAAAACUCAUUCAUUGAAGAGGAUGCCACGCAUGAUGGUACCUUGCCUUCACCAACAGGCACAAUGCCUUCACCAACAGGCACAUCAUCAACGACACUGAAGCAGCAUCGUAAAUCUCGGCCAUUAAGUGCGCUGUACAACAAGGCACAUGCCCCCACCGGGAAGGUACAAGAUGCGCCGGACACCGGCAGCGACACUAUCAGCAAGCCCCUCAUCCAAGAGUUUCCUUACAUGACGUCAUUGGUGAAGUCAAGUGCCCGAAAAACGUCAAGCGGUGCUGCAGUGCUUGUUAGUCCACACAACUCUACUGCCAACGCACACAUCUCACGGGAUGGAAACUCUAGGAAACGGACCGCAUCAUCGUUUGUGCGCCCAAUGCCUCCACCCAGCAGUUCUCCGUCCAGCAAGAUUUCCUGGCAGGGUGCUUUCCCAGCAGGCAUCCGAGAGCCUGCUGGGGUUCCUCCGCCAAGCUUCAUCGUGACACCCACAGCAGAGGCUAGCUUCACAGCCGGACGUGAUGAAGCGGCAAACAACACAAUAGGACUGUAUGGACAGCAGGAGAAGGUAUUCUCGGGCAAAGAAGGCAUGGGUGUCAACAGUGGUUUGAUGGUAGCAGCAGUCCCUGUUGGAGAGGCUAUUGAGUCAUCUAAUUUUGCUAACGACAAUGGAGCACCACCCUCCGCUUCCAGCCCCUCUACCGCUGAACAGCCCCCGCCGGCUCAACGUUUGCAACUUUUGCCUCCUUUAUCACCGCGCCAAAUCACAGGACAGAUUUUCCUUUCUCAACAAGUCACAGAAAGCAACGGCACUGGUAGCAGGCGAAAACCUACUAAACAUGGCCAUGGUUAUUACAUGUUGUAUAACUUGCUUGCUGACGAUCCACUGGGGACAUCGUCCCAUGACCAGCAGCAGCCCGAGAGACCAUCACUGAUGGACCAGCAGCCACAGAUCGCCAAACCGGAUCAGGCCAAGAUACAGCCGCUAGGUCAGCAGCCGCCUCAGAUACAAAAUGUCCGACGCCUUAAACCACUUCGUCAUAUGUGUGGUCCCGGUCGACCGCAUCCAACCAUAAAACUAAGCCACUUACCCAAUAGGACAAGGGAUAGGAUUGCUACUAUGAACUCAACUGCGGAGGUGAAGGAUGGAACGAGCACCGCAGACAAGCCUAGUGAUAAGGACAACAAUAGCGUUAAACAACUGUUUGAAAUGGAGAAGCUAACCGCUGUUGGUACUGACUCUCAAGCUAACUCUGUGGAUAGCUUGCAAUUGGAAGGUCAGCCAUCCAGAGAAAUACGCAGGUUACGCGCACAAACUACGAUCCUCGAGGGGAGGUCGGCAAAGCUGUCCACAUUUCGGCUGAGGGGCGAUGCUUUUGCGGCCUCCGCACCAACAGAAACUGAUAAGCAGCUCCUGGCCCUGUAUCCUGGCAAGACAAUUCCCAUGUUUAUGAUGCACUACCGACAGCCAAUCUCCUGGCCCUUUCGACUUGUAACCCCACCGAUUCCCUUCAUGGCACGCUUUGAGUUCCUGUUUGAAGAUGGGAUUGGAGAUGGCCCUGCGCAAGCUGGCCGCGAGACGAAGUUGGGUCUUUCUUUCGGUAUCCUGAACUUCAUGCACAAAGCAUUGUGCGCCUUUGCUUUCGGAGCCUUGGGCCAGCGGAGGCGAAGUGUACUUCAGUUAGUGUUCCUUUGCUUGCCCCAGCUUGCCAUCCUGGUUUACCUGGCGACUUUGAAGCCGUUCUAUGAAUGGCAGAGACAGGUCAUGGAGCUGGUAUGCCAUGCCCUGGAAUUACUUUUGUUUGUGUGUGCAUUUGGGCUGCUGAACUCCACACCUGACAACGGGGCAGCAACAAUCUAUUUCAUGAUUGCAUGCUUUCUACUCACUGCUCUUACGGUCAUCACCUACCAGACAUGGCAAAUGAUAAGCAUCCUUAAGGAAGCAUGGACCCUGCUUCAGAACUUGGUUGCGAAUAAGGAGUGGGCCCAGCGGAUUCAGUGUUUGAGGUGCCUGUUUUUGAAAAAGCAACAGAUGGAAGACCAAGACAACCAACCAAGCACAAAUAGCAGGGUGCACACCCGAGAUCUCCAAUAA
Molecule: messenger RNA, 6711 nt
Organism: Volvox carteri f. nagariensis
Lineage: Eukaryota; Viridiplantae; Chlorophyta; Chlorophyceae; Chlamydomonadales; Volvocaceae
Exons: 20
Coding region: 1-6711 (2236 amino acids)
Source: RefSeq, a predicted model, not a curated record